Molecule: messenger RNA, 1575 nt
Organism: Dictyostelium discoideum AX4
Lineage: Eukaryota; Evosea; Eumycetozoa; Dictyosteliales; Dictyosteliaceae
Gene: CYP519C1
Product: cytochrome P450 family protein
Exons: 3
Coding region: 1-1575 (524 amino acids)
Source: RefSeq, a predicted model, not a curated record
AUGAAUAUAUUAUUAUUAAUUUUUUAUUUUUUAGUUUGUUUUUUAAUUUUUGAUUUUAUAAAGAAAAAUAAAGUUAAAAAGUAUGAUGUACCAACUUUAUCAUAUGCUUUGCCAAUAAUUGGACAUCUUUAUAAACUUGGAGUUAAUCCACAUAGAAAUUUAACAAAAUUGGUAGAAAAAAAUGGAGGAAUAUUCUCAUUAUGGCUUGGUGAUAUUAAAACUGUAAUUGUAACAGACCCAUCAAUAAAUAAAGAAAUUAUGGUUAAACAAUUUACAAAUUUUUCAGAUAGACCAAGAUUAAAAAGCUUUGAAUCAUUUACUGGUGGAGGUGUAAAUUUAAUAUUUAUUGAUUAUAAUGAAAAGUGGCCGGUAAUUAGAAAAAUAGUUUCAUCAUCAAUUACAAAAACAAAAAUAAUAUCAAACUAUAAAGAAGUUAUUGAAAAUCAAACUAAAAUUUUAAUUAAUUCAAUGAGAACUCAUUCAAAAAUAAAUGAACCAUUUAAAUCUAAAAAAUAUUUUGGUAAAUUUUCAAUUAGUAUUGUUUUAGGAAUAAUGUUUAAACAAGAUAAUGAUGAAAAACAAAUUAAUAUUAAUGAUAAUAAUAUUGAUAAUGAUCCAAUUACAAAAUUAACAGAACCAAUUCAACAAGUAUUUUUAUUAUUAGGAACUGGUAAUAUUAGUGAUUUUAUUAAAAUUUUAAGACCAUUUUUUAAAAAUGAAUAUAAAAAAUUAAAUAAUAGUGCUAGUAAAGUUUUCAAAUUUAUGGAAGAAAUUUAUGAUCAACAUUUAUUAAAAUUUGAUAAAUCAAAUCCUAGAGAUUUAAUGGACUAUUUCAUUGAAUAUGAAUUUACAAAUUCACCAAAUACAACUUUAGAAGAAAAGAAAAUUAGUAUUAUUAAAGGUUGUAUGAGUUUUGUUUUUGCUGGUGAUGAUACAGUUGCAGCAACACUUGAAUGGGUAUGUUUAUAUUUAAUUAAUAAUCCAGCCAUUCAAGAGAAAUGUUAUAAUGAAUUAAUUUCUGUAUUGGGCGAUAAUAAUAAUGAAAGUAAAAUAAAGUUUAUAUCUUUAAAAGAAAGAGAUAAUUGUCAAUAUUUAAUUAAUGUUAUUAAAGAAGUUUUAAGAAUAAGAACACCACUUCCAUUAUCAGUUCCAAGAAUUGCAACUCAAAAUUGUGAAAUUAAUGGUUUUUUUAUAGAAAAAGGUACUCAAAUACUUUCAAAUGCAUUUGGUAUGAGUCAUCUAUAUGUUGAUGAACCAAAUGUAUUUAAUCCAGAUAGAUGGAUAAAUUAUUAUAAUCAAAAGCAACAGCAACAGCAACAGCAACAACAACCACAACCAAUACAAAAUAAUAAUUAUUUCAAUGAUCUUGAUAGGGUUUGUUUACCUUUUUCCACUGGUCCAAGAAAUUGUGUAGGUAUAUCAAUUGCUGAAUUAAAUUUAUUUAGUGUUUGUGCAAAUAUUAUUUUAAAUUUUCAAAUUAAGUCCAUUGAUGGAAUGCAAUUAAAAGAUAUAGAAGUUUCAGGUAUUUCCAUACACCCAAUACCAUUCUCAAUUAAAUUAAUUUCAAGAAAUUAA